Fimicolochytrium jonesii is the source of this 2046-nucleotide messenger RNA. RefSeq names its product WD40-repeat-containing domain protein. Bases 1 to 2046 code for a protein of 681 amino acids. The transcript is spliced from 3 exons. The record is from RefSeq and is a predicted model, not a curated record. Gene Ontology annotation, molecular function: protein binding; metal ion binding. Lineage: Eukaryota; Fungi; Chytridiomycota; Chytridiomycetes; Spizellomycetales; Powellomycetaceae.
AUGUCCGCUUCAGCUGCAGACGGAGCAGGCGCCCACCUCCAGCGCACCGACGGUCAAACUGCGCACAGUAACCACACAGCAGAGACACCGAACGGGACCCACGACUCUUCCUCGACAAUAGCUUCGGCAGGAACGACUCACUCUGCUUCGUCGUCGUAUAGCACCAGCGGGAUGGUUAGCGAGAGAAAGGGCCAUGAGGCGUCUAUUGCUGCGGUUGUGGUUGUGGAUGGGAAGAUGUAUAGUGCGGGAAAGGACAAGAUCAUUCAGGAAUGGGAUGGAGAGACAUUUGAACCCCUCCGCGCGCUCAAAGGCCACGACCGCUGGAUACGCGCCCUCGCCGCAGGGCACCAGCAACUCUUCAGCGGCUCCUGGGACGAAACAAUUCGAAUCUGGUCCCUCGAAUCCGGCGAAUGUACGCACAUCCUUCAAAGCGGGCCCACACAAGCACUUUACUACGACGAAAGCUCAGCGCGUCUCUAUUCCGGCGGCGCCGAGUCCGCGACCGUCUACGAAUGGGAUUCGAAAUCCGGCGCGCUGGUCGACGAACUCGACCCGGCUCCGCCUGAAGCUGACGCCAGGAGCAGGAGCAUGGACGGCGUGACGUGCAUGACGGGCGACGCAAUGCGGUUGUUUGUGGGCAUGACGAGUGGGAAUAUCGAGGUGUUUAGCGUUCAGACUGCGACAUGGGCGGGAACGUUCAGGGGUCAUGUGGCGGAGGUGACGGAUUUAACGGUGUGGAAGAGCAGCGAGUCGCACUCGACGCCUGAUGGCACUGGGAUCUUGUUUUCGAGCGGACAUGAUCAGGUGGUGCUGGAGUGGGCGAUUGGGACCAGCCAGCUGGUGCGACGAUUCGAGGGUCAUAAUUCCUACGUGUCGGCCUUGUGCGUCCUUCCCAUGUCCUCGACGGAUCUGCGAAUGAAAGCCCCGCCGCGAGGAAAAUCUGAGACAGCCUCAAUAGACGCAAACGGAGAUCCGAAGACAGAUCAGCCGGCAGAUCAUCACGAACCCGCUCCACCUCGCCACCGACACGAUUCCGUAAAGCCAAAGCUGGUCAGCGCCGGAUGGGACGGUGCCCUGAGACUGUGGGAUCUUCGCACGGGAAGUUUGGAAGGGUUUGUGGAACGUGGCCAUCGAUUGAGCAUCAACGCGGUUGUGCCCCUCGGCAGAAACCGCAUCAUGACCGCUGGUGCGGAUGGCUUGGUCAAGGUUUGGUCAUUAGAAACACUUCCAGCCCCUCCUCCGCAAUUCCGCGCUACUGCAUCGCCAGUUCAUGGUGCCUUCCAUUACCUGAUAUCCGACGAUUUGCCCUACACAUCGGACGCACAGACCUCCCAGUACUAUACGGCCCCUGAGCAACAAGGGGGCUAUGCACCUCAGGAUUUCCAGCAACAAGGCUACCAGCAGUACACUCGACAAUCACAGCAACAAAGGCCACAAUCCUAUCGUCCGAACGGAGUGAAUCAACAACUGCAAGCCCAACAACAACAACGUAGCUACAACAACCAACAACCCCCGCAAGCCCAACGCCGCCGCCGAGGCAGCCAAACCAGCAACCCCGGCAACGGCUCCUCCAACUCCUCAAAACCCUACAGAAACGGCGAACCAAUUCCCAUAAUGCCCAAUCCUUCCCCCGUCUUCCACAACCUUUACACCCCCUUCCAACCCGCGCCCUCCCAAUACCUCCCCGUGCAGUCAAUCAACCCAGCAGCCUACACCAUCCCCCCCCGCCCACCCCCAAUCCAAACAACCGCCCCAACCCGCGCCAUCUGCACCUUCUUCCUCCAAGGCCGUUGCCGAUACGGCGACGACUGCCGAUACGCCCAUGUAGCCCCUGCGCCCUCGCCCGGGCAAAUGUCGCCAGUGAGCCCGCAGCAGGGGAUGAUGAUGAUGAUGGUCGUCCCGCAGUCGCCGCACAUGAUCCAUCAGAGCCCGUUGACGCCUGGCGCGGCGAUGCAGGUCCCGACCAGUCCGAUUAUGGUACCAGGCGGACCGCCGUUGUCGCCGAUGCAGAAUCCGCAGGUGCCGCAUGCUUGGGCUUGGAGGUGA